This is a messenger RNA of Penicilliopsis zonata CBS 506.65, 828 nucleotides long. RefSeq lists its product as hypothetical. Gene Ontology annotation, molecular function: oxidoreductase activity, acting on single donors with incorporation of molecular oxygen; zinc ion binding; ferrous iron binding. The record is from RefSeq and is a predicted model, not a curated record. Lineage: Eukaryota; Fungi; Ascomycota; Eurotiomycetes; Eurotiales; Aspergillaceae. The transcript has 4 exons. Bases 1 to 828 code for a protein of 275 amino acids.
AUGACUAUCCAACUCCCCACAUAUUUUAUAGGCCACGGCGGCGUGAGUAUCCUGUUCAAGCCCGGAUACGAGCCCGUACACCGUGACCUACGCGAGAUAGGCAAGGAGAUCAAACGGAUGAACCCCGACGGGAUCGUGGUGACAUGCGGCCAUUUCCAGAGCGAGAAUGAUACGAUCCAGGUGAACCUGAAGGAACCGACGGAGGUGUGGCACGAUCUCUCUCCUGCGUGGAAGUCGACCUUUCCGCAUGUGUUCGACUAUCAAUAUGCGCAUAAAUCGUCGAGGGCGCUGGGAGAGAAGGUCCUAAGCCAUCUGAAGGCGCAGGGGAUCAAGGCCGAGGGGACUGAAAGAGAUCUCGAUCAUGGAGUAUGGGUUCCGUUUAAACUCAUGUUCCCUGAAGGAGACGAGUUGGAGAUCCCAAUUCUCGAGGUCUCGACGUAUGCAGGGAACGACCUUACUGCCCAUAUCCAGCUGGGCAGGGCUUUAUCAAAGCUUGGCGGGAACAUCCUUUUAAUUGGGUCUGGAAUGCUGAGCCAUAAUCUGGCGGCUACAAGAGAACAAAGCAUGGACACAACGAUUCCCCGGUAUCUGGAGGCAGCAUCCAGCGAGGCCCUUGCGGCCGCAACAAUCGCCGAACGCAACGAACAGUUCCUUGCCCUGCAGCGGUACGAGGGCUGGGAGGGCGCCCAUCCGACGGAAGAACAUGUGUUGCCGUUGUAUGUGACGCUGGGGGUUGGGCAGGAGAUGAAGGAGUAUAAAGUGUUCAACAAGGACCAGUAUAUUGUUGGACAGUCGUACUUUUCCUUCCGACUGGGUGCAUUGCCAUAG